AUGUCUUCCCCCAACCCUGAGGAUGUGCCCCAGAGGCCAGAGCCUGAGCCUUCAAGCUCCAAUAAGACAAAGAAGAAAAGAAAGUGGCUGUGGCAAGAAGCGAGCAUCCAAGCCCUCACCAGGGCUGGCCACGGGGCCCUUCAGGCUGGCCGGAACCAUGAAGCCUUGAACAACUUCCAGAGGGCCUUCCUUCUGGCCUCCAAGACCCCACAAACUGGGGACACCCCAGUGCUCCGGGCCUGUGCCUUCAACCUGGGGGCUGCCUAUGUGGAGACUGGGGACCCAGCCAGAGGCCUUGAGCUGCUCCUGCGAGCCCACCCUGAAGAGAAGGCACAGGGCAGGCGUCAUGGAGACCAGUGUUUCAAUGUGGCUUUGGCCUACCAUGCCCUUGGCGAGCUGCCUCAAGCUUUGGCCUGGUAUCACAGGGCCCUGGGCCACUACCAGCCACAGGGUGACCAGGGAGAAGCCUGGGCAAAAAUGGGAGCCUGCUACCAGGCUCUGGGACAGCCUGAGCUAGCAGCCCACUGCCUGCAGGAAGCAAGCCGGGCCUAUGUCCAAGAGAGGCAGCUGCAGGCCGCAGCCCUGGCAUUGGGGGCUGCGGCAGGAUGUAUGCUGAAGAGUGGGGGGCAUCGGGUAGGGGAAGUUGUGCAGGUGCUGGAGAAAAGCCGGAGGCUUGCCGAGAGGAGCACUGAGAGGGGACUGCUGGGGCACCUCUAUAAUGACCUAGGCCUGGGCUACUCCCAGCUCCGGCUGUUUCCGCUGGCUGUGGAGGCCUUCCUGCAGGCCCUUCCUCUGUGCUGGGUGCCAGGAGAGCAGGCCACAGUGCUAAGAAACCUCGGGAUGGCCCACAACGCCCUUGGCAACUAUCAGGAAGCUCAGGAGUUUCACCAGAAGGCUGCUGACCUGCACGGCUCUGUGGGGCAGCGGUGGGAGCAGGGCCGGAGCUUUGGCAGCCUGGCCUUUGCAUUGAGCCAGCUGGGGGACCACAAGGCUGCCAGAGACAACUACCUGCAUGCCCUGCAGGCUGCCCGUGACUCUGGGGACAUGAAGGGACAGUGGCAGGCCUGUGAGGGUCUAGGGGCUGCUGCAGCCAGGCUGGGGCAGUAUGACCAGGCCUUGAAGUACUAUAAGGAAGCACUGGCCCAGUGUCAGAAGGAGCCAGAUUCUGUGCGAGAACGGCUGGUGGCCAAGCUGGCAGACACCGUGAGGACGCACUUGGCCCAGGUGGGGCUGGUCACACCCUGUCCCUCUACUCCGCUUCAUUCCCAGACCUCGGCUCCGGGAAGACUCCAGGCUCCAGGUGGGGCCAGCCAGGUGGAGGGGACCCCAGCAAAGGCAGGAAGCAGUGCAGCAGGUGCUCAGCACAGAUCUUCCAGUGGGUGGGAAGAUGAAGAGUUUGAGGAGGGCCACCAGGAGAAAAAAGAGGAGAGGUCGGCAAAUGUUCCCAUGAGGGCUGGGCCAGGGAAACUGGAGCUGUGUUUCCUUCCAGGCACAGUGAAUCAUUCCCACCAUCUAGCUUCUAGUUGCCUGUUUACCAAGUACAUGCCCUGCAGUGGGAUAGUCCUCGGCAAAGCCUCCAAGUAUAGUCCAGGACCCAGGGCCCAUUUUCCAUUUGUAGGUCGAGGCCCUCCCAGAGCGGAGUACCCUAGCAUCCUGGUACCCAAUGGCCCUCAAGUCAAUAGGUCAUCCAAGUGGCCCAGGGAAAGCCUCAGCAGGAGCUGCCAGAGGAGACCCAUGGAGUCAGGCAUCUGCACUAUCGUGUGACCUCCCCCUGCCGGCCGCAGCCCUCAUCUCUGAAGCACCUGCCCAACACGCACAUGCUAGGGGGUCCUGGGGACCAAGCCUCUUCCCAGUUGCUCAGCUCUGCAGGGAUGCGGAACACAAUGCAGCUAGUGGACUCCUGAGGAGGCUGGGCAAGGGCUUUUUGCAGGCUUGGCCCUGAGAGGUUCUGUUUGUUCUUCCUUGGGAUUUUUGGACUCAGUAGGUAAAAUAAAAAAGGAAAAUGGAUGGCAAAUUCCCUUUGUCUUUCUGGAUCCAAAUCUUAUGAUUGCUAGGGGCCUGGGAGUUCUAAAAACUGACUUCGUGGUCAAGUAGCUUUGGAGUCACUGACUGUCUCCAGACCUCCAUUUUUGCCUAUGGGAAAUGAGGAUAUAAUACUACA
Molecule: messenger RNA, 2161 nt
Organism: Rhinopithecus roxellana (golden snub-nosed monkey)
Lineage: Eukaryota; Metazoa; Chordata; Mammalia; Primates; Cercopithecidae
Gene: TTC24
Product: tetratricopeptide repeat domain 24
Molecular function (GO): protein binding
Source: RefSeq, a predicted model, not a curated record